AACAACUAUUGCAAAUCAAUUAAUUAUUUUGAUCCAUCCAUCCCUCAUCCCUAACUCCACCCAGUUUCUUCAUUACAGAAUAUACUUUAUGGGACAUCAUUCUUGCUGCAAUCAACAGAAGGUUAAGAGAGGUCUUUGGUCCCCUGAAGAAGAUGAUAAACUCAUCACUUAUAUCACCUCUCAUGGCUAUGGCUGUUGGAGUGAAGUUCCUGAAAAAGCUGGGCUUCAAAGGUGUGGUAAGAGCUGUAGGUUGAGAUGGAUAAAUUAUUUGAGACCUGAUAUUAGAAGAGGAAGGUUUACACCUGAUGAGGAGAAGUUAAUUAUAACCCUUCACAGUGUUGUUGGCAACAGAUGGGCACAUAUUGCAAGCCACUUGCCUGGUAGAACUGACAAUGAAAUAAAGAACUAUUGGAAUUCUUGGAUCAAAAAGAAAAUAAGAAAGCAUUCUUUGUCCACCUCUUCAACCACCAACAUUACACAAAAUCUUGUUCAUCAUAAUUCUAAUAAUAAACUAGAACACUUUUCCAUCCAAGAGAAUAAUUUAGCAACACCAAUAGCAAAACCAUCACCAUUUCAAGAAACCACCUUGUUUUCUCCCACAUGUCCUUUGUUCAUGUUUGAGCCAAGUAAUAAUCUCCAAACAGAAUACUUUCAAAUUCAAGAAUCUAUUGGUUUGAAUUCUGAAACAUGGAAUCAAAUUCAAUCAUUACCUCCUCCAAUAUCAUCAACUUUUACAAUGGACACUUUGAAUUAUCUACCACCUUUGAUAGAGAAUGUUGAAAACAUGGUACCAAUAAAAUCUUGUAGCAUGGAAGAGAAACAUGGAGAUAGAGAUCACCAAGUACUAGAAUGUUUUCAGAAGCAAGAGAUGAAUAAUAACAUUGAUGAAUGGGUAGAAACACAUUUACAACAACAACAACAACAAUGUCCUAGUAACUUUAUUUUCUGGGAUAAUAUUGUUAUUGAAGGACAUGAUCAUCAUGAACUUGGUGGUGGGGAAGAAGAAGUAGAACCAUCCAAUUCAUCUAAUAUAAUGGGAACAAACACAGUGAUUUUUCCUUUUGCUUCUUCAUCUUUUUUAGGGUUUAUAAUUCCAUCAACGAUAAACUGCGGCAGCUUCCUUUCGUCUCCUCCACUCGUCGUCGCCAUGAUUAUCUCAGAGAAGAACCGCAAAGAGAUCUGCAAAUACCUGUUUCAAGAAGGUGUAUGUUACGCUAAGAAGGAUUUCAAUUUGGCUAAGCAUCCCGAAAUCGAUGUUCCUAAUUUGCAGGUGAUUAAGCUUAUGCAGAGUUUCAAAUCGAGGGAAUAUGUUAGAGAAACCUUCGCUUGGAUGCACUAUUACUGGUUCCUCACAAACGAUGGAAUCGAGUUUCUUAGGACUUAUCUUAAUCUACCAUCGGAAAUUGUUCCUGCUACUUUGAAGAAACAGGCUAAGCCACCUGGUAGACCAUUUGGUGGCCCACCCGGCGAUCGCCCUAGGGGUCCACCACGUUUUGAAGGUGAACGUAGAUUUGGAGGCGACAGAGAUGGGUAUCGUGGAGGACCACGAGGACCUGCCGGUGAGUUUGGAGGAGACAAAGGAGGAGCUCCUGCUGAUUACAGACCCUCAUUUGGAGGUCCUGGUGGAAGGCCUGGAUUCGGUCGUGGAUCUGGUGGUUUUGGGGCUCCAACCAGCUCAGAUGCUUAAAUUAUAAUGUUUUCUGCUUAGUUUUUUUUGAACAAGAUUUUGUUGUAGUUGGAGUCAAUGAUAGAUUUCCCUGCCAGAAGUUGUUUAAUCGACAUGUUGCAUUACUUUAUAUUGGUUAUCAUUCAAUGAAGAUUUUGAAUUUCUGAGUGUUUUGUUUAA
This is a messenger RNA of Cicer arietinum (chickpea), 1846 nucleotides long. NCBI's taxonomy places the organism in Eukaryota, Viridiplantae, Streptophyta, Magnoliopsida, Fabales, Fabaceae. The record is from RefSeq and is a predicted model, not a curated record.